AUGCCGAGCUGGCACGACGGGUCGACGAGCUCAGAGAGGCUCCCUGAGUUCAAUGACAUCGACUAUGCUCCUGAUACUACUGAGGAACCUACAUUUCACGGAUUGGCCGUGGGAUCUGGCGAACGAUGCCGUGUCCACAACCUUGAGCCGGUGAGAUGUGUGGCUUUUGAAGGGACGAACACUGGGCGUCGUUUCUACCUCUGCUCCAUUGAAAAUAAACUAUGGGAAAUGUACUACUCUAGCAAUUCAGGUAGAAUUGAUGACAAGUUAGAGCAUGCCAGAUUUGUUGAGGAGCUUGUUGUAGAGAAAAACAAGAUUGAGAAGAAGUAUGCAAGCCUGCUAGUUGAUGUGAAGAAAUUUGCAGAAGAGACUGAGAAAAGAGUGGUGGAGAGAAAUUACAAGUUGAUAACUUCAGGAGCUGCUGAUGAAAUUAAUGAGCUAAAGAAGGAGGUUGCCGAGCUGAAGCGAUUACGAGAAAACACAGAGCUGAGGUCAUUAGGGCAAAGAAGGAGGAAUUGGAGGCAGGAAGAGAAGCUUGGAAGACAGAAACUGAUGCUUUGA
Molecule: messenger RNA, 561 nt
Organism: Lolium perenne
Lineage: Eukaryota; Viridiplantae; Streptophyta; Magnoliopsida; Poales; Poaceae
Source: RefSeq, a predicted model, not a curated record